Molecule: messenger RNA, 9636 nt
Organism: Paramuricea clavata
Lineage: Eukaryota; Metazoa; Cnidaria; Anthozoa; Malacalcyonacea; Plexauridae
Source: the annotation of a GenBank genome assembly
CAUGAAUGAACAACUCUUAUACAUAACCCUCAAUGCUUAGUUACCUUUCUUUUGUAUUUUAUGCUUCUGUAAACUAGAGCAAUAGAAGAACUAGGCAUGUAAGUUAUCUAAUAUGUUGUGAAUUGGCCAGCAACACUGUAAAACAACGUUAGUCAAAUGUGUUUAUGGUUAUUGAUUCUUUCACGUUUAAACGAUGUUGAAAACUAGCCGCCAUCUUGAAAACCUCCCACUCGUCCCCUUUAACAACAAGCAUGAGUCUUAUAAGCAGUUUAUUCUGAUUCAAGUUGAAGGUCGUUCAAAGUAUCUCGUCGAUUGUAAAAAGCGAGUGUUUAUACUAGCUAUGGAUUAUACCAAUUGGUAUGAGAUUAAGAAUUACAAAGUGUAUAUUCAGAAGAAUAUAAUCUCACUGGGUAUUAAAGGCUUAGCAUUUUCAAGUGAAAGCUCUCAUAAUCUAUUUCUAUAUUUGGCAAUUUUUGUGCCGUUGAAAAAGGUUUCUUAGUGAAAUCACGCCAUAUACGUUGGCCGGUGAAGGUCAAUCGUGUGAUAUAUUUAGCUGUAAAUAUUGAGGAAGUUCGUUGUCAUUGGAGUCGAAAAGAGCUCAUGUAAUACUUUCGCUUCAUAUUCGCGUUGUAAACAGUUUAGUGAAGUGACGUAUAUAUCUUAUCUCUCGUGUUCUGAUCUUGAUUCAUUCUUUACUCAUUUGAUGUAAAUGUGGCCGUAUCUGUGGUUCACCAAUACUUUCACUCAAAUUGUUGAUGAUAACGAGCAGUUUUGUUGCCAUAUAAGACGAUUGCUUUCGUCGUCCACGGCGCUCUGCAAGCACAAAUUCCUACACGGAAUUAUGCCCUAACAUGUGUUAUAGACCAGACUUCACACACGAAACAUUACAUAAAUUACGUCAAUUACAAAAACAAAGUACACAAAUGCGAACAAAGAACAUAAAGCAAAGUAAAAAUUUUAAAGAAAACAUGGCGUAAACCGCACGAAAGCACAAGGCAGUUACAGCGGGUCCGAAAAUAAGCCAUGCUAAACAACACAAUAUUUUAUUGAAGCAUUUCAUGAUCUGUGUUGUUCGCCAUUUCCUUGUAAACAAUCAUGAAGUCCAGGUUUAUUUGUGAGAUCAGUGACGCCAUUAACUUGACCGUCAUGGGUUUAUUUGUGAGAUCAGUGUUCAUCUCCACUGCAUGUUCCAGCCGGUACGGCGACGGGCGGCCGCGGGAUUUUCCCUGAGCGAUAUUUCUGUCGAACAUCUGUUUGGAACAUUGUUUGGAAGCAGCGAGAACUCCCGGAAGUGGGACGCCGUCAGUGUGUGAAUGACGUCAUCGUGUACAUGACUGCCGUAUUUGGCGAGGUCUUGUCGUACUCAGCCGUCGCUUGGCACAAGUCAAACAUCGCAUGCAUGCUUCACAUUCUUCAGACGAACUCAUAACAUAGCAUCGCAUGAAACGAAAAUACAUUGUAAUUUUCCAGUCGUUUCUGUAGUGACACACUUUUCUUAAGUGUGCUUGACAGUAUCCAAGUUUCUAUCAUCACAGUAGGAAUUUUGCAUGGGUAAAUUCUAAGAAUUUGUGAGAAAUAUUUGAGGGAACUACUCGUUGUUUAACACUAAGUCAGUUUUCUCGAACAUUUCUUACAAAUCCUUCAAAACGUAGAAUUUACCCAUGUAAAAUUCCUACUGUGAUGACAGAAACUUUGAUACCAGACUUUACACACUGGAACCCUUACUACACCUCUAGGAAGAAAAGAAAACUUCAGGUGGAACUGUUGGCUGGAGUUUGUUUAUUAAUUGCUGCCUUUCUUUUUAUCGAAUAGUUUCAUAAACAGAAAUACAGGAAUUAAUGAAUUAAAACAGAAGUGUGGUUCCAGGCCUUUAUUCGUCGUUGAGAUGAGAGAUCCUUGCAAGUGUUUAUAUUCUCUAUGCAGUUGGCGUCGGUUCUUCCACUAGAUUAUCACGAUUCCGUUACCAUAGUAAUGACGAUACGUAACUUCAUAAUAAGCCAAUUAACAUUCUUGGCAUUUCUGUGGCGAAGAUGAAGCAUGUCCGAAGAUGGACAUCAAGCAUUCAUUCGCCACUUCCGGCGACCUCUUAGUUUCUUUGUAUGUUUCAAGUGAGAACAUAGGUCUAGAACUAGUCUGCAUAGUUGCACUUGUUUUGACAACAACACCUUGAAAUAUGAUGAAAACAUAUUGGAUAACCUCUCCAAUCGAACCUCAAAAAACAUCUUGAAAACCCGAGAUAAAUAUUCAACCCCAAUACAGAAUUUCCGUCUGGCCAACGUGUUUGAGAAGGAAAAAAGCUAAAUUCUGUCAAUUCUGAUAUUGGUUGGUUCGAGCUAGUAGCGAUAAUGUUGAACUACAUCCAUACAAAAUUGGUUUACGACUAGUCUGACACUAAAAUCUUUUGAAUGCAUUUCCUCGAGGAAUGAUAUAACAAUAACAUCCUCCUACGUAUUGUGGUUGAAUACCCUAAUAGCCAACCUACAACUGUAUAAGCUCCAGAGCAAGUUUAAAUAAACUGAAAGUGUUAAGAGUUGUUUUCAUUUGCCGAAGUUUUAAGAACAAUAUAUAAAUUGAUGAACAAAAUCAUUUGUUCACACAUACGCGCAACAUUUAUCGAUAUAAAGACCCCAAGUAAUAUACGAUAAUUUGAUACGAGGAAACGAAGAUUGAUAUAUAUAUAUUCAGUUCUUAUAAUAUGAAACGGCCAAAACAACGACAACCGUGCCUUCUUCAUUUACACUGUGAAACAUCGUAUUUGAAGAAGCUAUACGUUUUCAUUAUUUCAUAAAUAAAAAAUUUUGGCUUGAUUUGAAAUAAAGUUUGAUGCUUAUAGUGAAGAUAUUCAAUGUAUUUAUUCUAUUUUAUUUCGGAAUUGUGUUUCGACGUUCGCUAUUGUUCGUCGAGAGGUAAACAACAUUCUUGCCAAAACUUCAAUGCAUGUAAUUGCCUGUGUUAUUAUUUUCGCCUAGCAUCUCUGUUAUUCCAACAACGCGUCGCUCGCAUGCCAGUGUUGUCGCGUUCCCACACGCUGUGCGCUGAUUGGUUGAAAUCCUAAAUUAUUCAUGGCUUCGCUUACUUACGUCAAGACACUUAUUUAAUGCUACGGACUUGACGGCGUUUUCGCCCACAAAUUGCUCGGCGUCGUGUGACGUUCACGAAGAUAGCGCCAAGAUAUCGUCGGACGAGGAAAAUUUAUAAAAUUCUCUGACGGCGUUCGGAGCACCGCAAAGCGAACAGCCGUACGGCGACGUUCGACCCAAGCCGUGAUAUGAGCGAAAGUCAAGAUUCCACGGCUACGGUAUAUUCCCGGAGUGGCGAUACGGCUGUCUCCUCAGAGAUGAACUCGGAUAUUACGAAUGGCAAUAUAUUUAAAAACACUGAAUCGUUCCGCAGGGAGUCGCUUGAUAACAGUACAAGAAAUACUGUACAUGCUUUAAUACCCGAGGAACCUUUGGAGAUACAGUGUGGAGAAAAAACGGCUGUGUUGUUUGUCUCGAAACUUUGUCAGGGCAGUAAAGGUCCUUGUAUAUUCUAUGGCAAUGAAUGGUUGACACCAAACGAAUUACAGUAUAUAUGUGGCAGGGAGACGGCGAAAGAUUGGAAACGUAGUAUAAGACACAAGGGAAAAUCUUUAAAGAGUUUAAUUGCUCAAGGAUUUUUAAAAGUUCAUCCACCGAUAUGUGAUUGUCCAGGCUGCCGUGUCUCUUCUCCAGUCGUAAGUUUUUUAUUUGUCUCCUGUUUUUAACUUGCUUAUAUAAUAUAUAUAUAUAUUAAUCUGGACAUAAAUUUACUACUCAUUUCAACGAUAUUUUAUAACUUGCCGUCCGUACUAUUGUUUUUAUAUGAUUUUGAAAUGUCACCUCAUUCACAGUCAGUUCCGUCGGAUAAAUAAGGUCUACCCGCUUACCCACACUGGCCAUGUUUGCGCUCAAACAAACACACAGUAUUUGUAUGUCAAAUUUAAUCCAUUUCACUUAAAAUAUUCGAAAAAAUCAUCUGGCCAAAACAUCUUAGCCACUUAUGCCUUUCAUUCAGUCCCAAACUUUAACUUGUCACAUUCUUAUUCAAACAAAAGGUAAUUUUUAAUCUUUCCUAUAAAGAAAAGAAUACGUUUAUUAGCCUCUCACUUCAACCUGCUAAUCCACAAAAAUUCACUUGCAUAUAAAGACAUAAAAUAAGCUUGCUUGAUAUAAAUUUUAUAAUCACUUGGAGUAAAACAAAAUUAUUUUUGUGUUGUCGGUGUGCGCAAAGCGUGGUCCUCGCGCCUACGCUAUCACCGGUUAGUAAUGGCCCAUAAACCCACGUAUUAUUAAAUAGUGCCCGAUGGGGAAUAUCAGCUUGUAUAGCAAUCGCUUGGGGGGAAUAAUUCAGUAUGAUAAAGUGAAACAUGUCCAGCUGCGUGUCUUAUAUUGAAUGAAGAAAAAACUAUAAGGUAUAUAUUAAACGUAGUUUGUAUGUACCUAGACACCCAGUGAUUAGUGUGAUCUAUAGAAAGCCAAAAUAGUAUACGAGUUGUCUCGGAAACCAUGGCAUUAUUAAUAAAAAAUGUUCCUGAAAUCCUGAUUUGAUCUCAAGGUAGAUGUAUACUUUAUCUCAAUAUGAAAAAUAGUAAGUCCUCAACAAUUACAGCGUUGGCCUUUUUAGUUCGUAUAUAUACCUCUGUCUCUGACGCCAAUAUAGUAUUGAUUCGACUAAAAAUUCAAAAAUUAUGAUAAGCCUCGACAGAGGGUUAAAAUCUUGAAAUCACUCGUUCAGUAUUUUUCUGCCAGACAGAAUAUAUACAUACACAUAAUAUUCUAUUGUGGGCGACUAUCACAAGCUUGAUGUGGGAUGUAUAAAAUUUAAGGUUCUAGAAUGACUUUAAAGAAAGAUAUUAGCAACACCGUAUAGACAGAGUACAAGAGCAGAGUUACACAUAAUAGUCUAUUUCUUAUAUUCUGUGAGUCUGGUGAUAGGUGCAUAUUAGACCCUAGAGAUUGACUGAUAAAAAUGCUAGUUUAUUAUGGAAGAUAUAUUAUAUACUAUGGCUUGGUAACUGUGAAAUGACCUUUUAUGAUAUAAUAACUGAAUGUGAUUCAGUAGUCUAUACUGAGACGGAGUCUAUAUAUGGGAAUAUAUAAUUUUCUUUAUUCCACAUACAGUAUAUAUAGAAAGAGGUUUUUUAUCCAUUUUAAAGUGAAUUGGAAAUAUAGUGUAUAUAUUAAUGUAUUACGGUGUCGUAAGAGAAUGUUGAAAGUAUUAGGAAAAUUUCAAACAGUUUGCCUCGCCCCCAUCAUGGAACAUUCGAGGCGGAAGAUUGGCGAAAUUAUCAGUGAUGACCCUUGACUUGUAAGGAAGUUGCGUCUCAUUCGACGCACGAGCCGUACGUAUUAUAAACAUAGACGCCUAGCUAUUUUUAGCGGAUUAAACAUAAGCCAACUAUAUUUGUCCUCGUUUGUGUGCACGUUGAUAUUGAACGGAAACUGGUCGAAAUUCCUCCACGAGUACCUACUUUAAACAUUGUACGACCUUUUUCGAGCAUUACAAAUCAACAUUCUCUCAUCAAGCAAUGCGACAACCACGGCUUCAUUGUAUAUACUGAAUUCUGAAGAAUUUUGCUUAAAUCUGUAUUGUUCGGUGAGUAGUUUUAGUUAUAUAUUGAAUUAAAUUUUCUCGAAGAGGCAAGACACUGUCGUAGUUUCAAGUUUAGUAUUAAUGGUGGUAUAUAUAAUUAUGAUUGUGGUAGUUUAUAUGGUGAGAAUUUGAUUUAUGUUUUAUCUAUAUAGGAGCUCCUGCUUUCUCUUGUAUAGUAACUGACAAGAUUGAUAAGUCUCUUGGCGAAUCUCUAAUGAGACCUGCUAACACACAAUUUGUCCCUUGAAGCAGGGUCUGUGGACAGAACAGUUUAGAACUGCUAGAGCUAACAAAAUAACUAUUUUAUUUUCAAUUUGAUAUUAAAUUAAAACUGAAAUAUUGCUCUUGGAGUUCCCAUUAUUUGUAUUUUAUUAAAACACAUACAUAGUGACUACCAAAUAUCCCACCAUUGUUAGAAACAAGUUAGGUGAAAGUUUUUUUGAAAUUUGAAUAGCUACAAUUAUCCAUUCCUUAUUAAUUCCAGAAAACGUAGAAUAUUUUUAGAAACACAGAGUCAUAGUGCACGAAUCUUCUAUCAGAAGAGUAGGCGUAGAAUUUGGGGCAGAAAUCGUAAAACCAUCUCUUCAAAGCAUACAUGGUAAAUAGGCUUAUAUAAUGGCCAUGUAUAUUUAGAACAAAAUAUUAAGCAUCGUUAUGGUUUAAAACCCGAUUAUGGCAUCGUUAAAAUAUUAUUCAUUUCUUCUAUCAUCGUGUAUUGAAGAAUUUCGUUUUUUUAUCAAUGAUAAAAGCGUAGGUUGCCACGCACAAGCUGUGCUUGUAAAUCAAUAAUACGUGGUUGUCACUACCGUGACUGCCAGAGGUUUUCAAGCCUUUCGAGAGCUUUUGACUGAAGGGAAAGACGAAACCCUAGGAAACUUUCUGGAACCCAGGGUAUCUGCUACAAUGUACAGUACAGUACGGUGUAAUAAAGUACACUGUGCUGGCGUAGAGGACACUGUUGGGGGGAGGGGCCCCGGAAUAGAUUUUACCCCAAUAGCUUCUCGGCUAAGUCAAAUGUACCUCAUCGUCCCACUUUCCAGAUGUGAAGUUCAUAAGACUAUACCACGUGGACUAUACACAUUACAGUACGUCAUAAGAACAGUACGUUAAGAUAACAUCGUACAAUAAUACAUCAAACAGUUUUAAUAGGGCUUUGAAUUUCAGUUGUUAGCUCAAUUUCAAGACAUCUAUCAGCUCUUAUAUGUAAGAUCUGUAAGACACCAGUUUCAAACUACAGUUUUAAGACUGCUUCGCCAAAAAUACAGGCAAUUGUUUGUAGUAAGUUAACCAAUUCAGACUGUGAUCAGGGCGGCAACGCAUAACAAGUUUAUUUAAGUUAUAUUGCUUUUUACCCAAUAGAAUCGUAGCCGGCUGGCAGAUAAAUGUGGUUUCUCAAAAAUAUCUUCAUACCUCACUGAGAAGUCGAUGGCCGAAGGUUUCCCGACAAUGUGGCGACGAAGCUCUACGAGCAGUGACGAACCCGAACAAGCGAAAUCGGAAAGUCUCGAUGACGAAUCGCUACCACAACGAUCUCAAUCCGAUGAACCACGAUUCUACAGACCUGUUGAUCAAAUUCAAGUUGCUAAGCGACCACGAAGCUCGUCACCUGACCUCGACCGCGAUCGGAUUAAUAUUAUUAAACGACGCUGCAUGAGUGAAACAAGUGAAACAAGUGCAGGUAUAGCACGUGAUUAUUUCAUAUCUUGCUCACAGAAUAGGAAUGUAUAGCACGUGAUUAUUUCAUAUCUUGCUCACAGAAUAGGAAAGGUAUAGCACGUGAUUAUUUCAUAUCUUGCUCACAGAAUAGGAAGGUAUAGCACGUGAUUAUUUCAUAUCUUGCUCACAGAAUAGGAAGGUACAGCAGGAAAAGUAACUCAAGCAAGUAUUUGUCCGCGUUUUUACAAGCGAUUCGUCAUCAAUCGUGAUUAUUUCAUAUCUUGCUCACAGAAUAGGAAGGUACAGCAGAAACGUAACUCAAGCAAGUAUUUGUCCGCGUUUUUACAAGCGAUUCGUCAUCAAUCACGCCAUCCUGGCUAGUACAACCGGCACUUUGUACCUAUCAAAACCUGAUAAAAACUUUCGGUUGUACUAGCCAGGAUGGCGUGAGCGAGUUAAAAUUUUCGUAGACGUAAAACAAUAAGGGAACCGACUCGAGUUACACUUCUGCUGUACCUUCUUAUUCUUGUGUCUUGGUAGCGCAACAAGCAAGCUCAACAAGUUAUAACAAGCUUGUCAUUUUAUCAAGAUCUACACACGUAAAAACGCACAAGUUGUAACAAACCUGCAGCAGGCUUGUAACAAUGCUGUUCCAAACUUCCAAUAACUUGUCAACAGGAUGUGUUCAUACUGCUUGUUCCCAGCUUGUUGACAACUUGCUACCAGGCUGUUGAGCUCAACAGACUUGUUGUGAGUGACAACCUUGUGUAGCAACUUGAUAAAAUAACAGCAUUGUUACAACUUGUUGACAAGCUUGCUACAAGCCUAUUGCAAACACAUCUAUCUUGUUGAGAAGUUGUGAGAUUUUUUACGUCAGUUCAACCGCGAUAUCAAUUUAUGUUCGCACUCCCAACUUGUUGACAAAAUUGUCCUGCAACAGAUUUGCUACAACCUUGAAAUAUUCAGUCGAGAUAUAUUGAACAAUGUCAUAUUUCACUUUGUAGAGAUGAGCAAAGCAGCUGAUAGCUAUAAACUCAGUCUUUCUCCGUCAUCAGCUACUUACGACGUCGAGAAGAAAUGUGACGUUAUUGAUCUGGAUAUGAAACUGCAGCAUAAUACGAGCACAAUACGUGCACCGUUAAGAAGAGGUUAGAUUAAACUUUGUUGCGUGUUUUGAGAAUUGUGUUUAACUUAGAUAACUUGAUUACUAUUUCAUGUUGGAGCCACAUAAAUGAUGUAAUGCUAGGAUCAUGGUAAUCAAGUACAGAUUACUAAAAUCAUUAACAUCUCAAUCAGUUGAACAUGCAAACUUUCCAGUUGUGAAUAUGCAAACUGCAAAAAUACUGUGGGCUCAACCCUCUCGAAAUCAACAUGAAAUUUUAACUCAGCCCCCUUGAACCCCCAACAAGCGAAGCUGAGGUCCCAUGAGUCCUCGUUCUCCUUUAUACCUCUCUGGUUAGGAAUAUUGUUUCCAGAAUGUUGGUGAGCUUCAUGACUUAUAUUAUUUACCAGCAAGUAUAAGACUACUUGAUUAAAGCUAGUGCUAUUAUUAUAUAUUUAGAUCUUCCAGUACUAACGUUGCCGUCAUCAGUCUACACUGCGAAUGUUUUAUAUGGACAUAAUCAACCACACAUUGGUUUACACAGACACGUCACAUCUCCUCGUUUACUCUCGCCAUCGUUCGUAAGACCUUCGGUUGCUUCGCCGGCACAGAUUCGUCUACUUCAUGAGCAAGCUGUGACGCCAUCGCAUAUUUAUGCGCAACAAUUACGCCAGGACUUUGCUGGCAUGGCAACGAUGUUUCCUUACACGUUUACUCAUCCGUUGCCACGUACCCAGCUGCUGGCGCCACAAUUUAAAAAAUUAACUUCUGAAAUAGAGCAGAAUAAUACAAACGAAGUCUCUGAAAGAAGCCCGGAUGAUAAACAAAGAGAAAACAGUAAUAAAGAAAAUGAACCUAACACGGCCGAAAACAGUUUGUCUCCAAACAGCGAAGCCACAUCCAGUCCGAAACACGACUCUCUCGAUAAAUCACGCAGUUCUUCCGUUGAGAAUUUGAAAUUUUGCAACGAAGAAGGCGAGAGCCAAUCAAGUGCAGGCAUGUACUCAGAUCUUGCAAGUAUUGCCGCGCAAUGGGACAUUGAGGAAGUGUGUAAGUUUGUGAGCUCCGUGGCUGGAUGUAGUGAGUAUUGUGAUGUAUUCCGAGAACAAGAGAUUGAUGGUCAAGCAUUGAUAUUACUCACUGAGGAACACCUCUCGAGCAAGAUGGGCCUGAAGCUGGGGCCCGCGUUGAAACUCAAGUCAAAAAUUGACGAAUUACGUUGUGUUUAUACAAAAUAACAUUAGUGUAAAUAGAAGAUGGGAAUU